AUACCGUAACACCCUCAGCCAAGACCUCGUCACUCCAAGAGCGUCAACUCAUCUGGCACGGCGCGGCGUGAAUCGGUAUUGCGAGUUCGUGGUAGAAAGACGCGCGCGCGGCGCCAAUCCCAUCUCGUCGUUCGUUUCGCCUGUACAAUACUGCUCCUUCUGCGUUUCGUGAAGGCCAUUUAAUUCCUCGUGUAGUGUUCGUGAAGUUUUUGAGUUCAUGUUUUCUUGAUACUGGGCCGCCGAAUAUUUGAAAUGUUCUUCUUGUAAACUUUAAAGUCAAGGGAUACGAUCCUCUAAGAAGGGGCAGGAGACGUCUACAUGAGAGAACCUGUUAUACGAAGCAGCACGACGCGCGUCACUUAUCGCUGAACCGCAACGUUCUCGUUCAUCUCUUGUGUCAUGUGCGUUUCCAGAUCGCGUCAAGUCGAUCGUGAACCGUCGCACAACAAUAACAAUAACAAACAGCUUGGCGGUCUGCAAUCCGUGGGCGUACGAUCUUUGUAAUCAAUCGGAUCCCCUGGUACAACUGUUUUUUUUUUUUGUUUUUCAAACCGAUCCUGUAUCGUAUAAUGGAACAAUCUAAACCAUCCUCACUGCCUCGAUGCGAACCUUUUUUAAAUACAGAUCUACGUUUGUGUGUCUACGCCCCCAAGCCGUUCGUCGAGAUCACCGAACAACCCCAUCCGAACGCUGUUCGUUUCCGUUACCUAUGCAAGGGAAAAUCCACCGGUUCGAUCCCGGGCGUCAAUACGACCGCGGACAAAAAAACCUUCCCGACCAUCCGGGUGCACGGGUACCGAGGACAAACGAUGGUAGUCGUGUCCUGCGUUACAAAGGACGGUCCCCCAUAUAAACCCCAUCCGAACAAUCUGUACGGUAAGAACUGCGAGAAGGGUGUCUGCAGGGUACUGCUGAACAGCGAAUCUAUGAGCUACUCCUUCGAGAACCUCGGCAUUCAAUGGGAGGAUAUCGCAGAGUCACUCGCACAGCGAAAAAGUUAUGGAGAUGAUCCAUUUGGAACGGGGUUCGCGCACGCCAGCGACCCAAGUUCGAUCGACAUGGACGCCGUCAGACUCUGCUUCCGUGUGUUUUGCGAUAGUGAUGAAACCGGAUGCUUCAAGAAAUCUCUCCCACCCGUUGUGUCGGACGUGAUCUACGACAAGAAACCGAAGACAGCUAAAACAAUGGCUCGGAAACCUUACGCCAAAAUCACCGAGCAACCGCACCCAGAGCUUAAGUACGAAGGACAAUCAACCGGUUCGAUCCCCGGUGUUGAUACAACUGCGGAUAAGAAAACCUUCCCCACUAUACGGAUUUAUGGCUGUCCGGGUGAAGUGAAUGUGGUUGUAUCCUGUGUAACCAACGACGGUCCGGCUCAUAAACCCCAUCCACACCGUCUAGUCGGCACAGACUGUUACAAUGGCGUCUGCACGCUAAGGAUUACGGCAAACACCAAGGUCAGCUACUCCUUCGAGAAGCUUUGCAUCCAGUGCGUGAAAAUGGAACAAGUCGGUGAGUCGCUUCUGGAGCGAUAUAACAAAUCGGUUGAUCCGUUCGCAACGGGAUUCCUGCACGCCAACAACCCGGGCUUGAUCGAUUUGAACGCUUGCCGGCUGUGCUUCCAAGUGUUUCUCCAAGAUGAAACGACAAGGCGCUUCACGGAGCCACUCAAACCCAUUGUUUCUAACGUGAUCUACGUCAAGAAGGGGAUGCCAGAGUUGGUUGAGUGUCCCCUUAGCGAUUUAAGUGAUUCCGAACCGUUCGUCGAGAUCACCGAGCAGCCGCAUCCGAGGACGCUCCGGCUUCGCUAUGAAGACGAGGGGCGACUGAUCGCUCCAAUUCUGGGCGUCAAUACGACCGCGAACAACAAAACCUUCCCGACCAUUUGCUUAAAAACCAGAUACCGGGGUCGAGUGAAGGUGAUCGUGUCCUGUGUUACCGCAGAUGGUCCAGCGCAUAAGCCCCAUCCCUACAGCCUGAUCGGCGAGGACUGCAAGCAUGGCGUUUGUAUGAUAGAGAUGAACAGCGAGACGAUGAGCUACUCCUUCAACAACCUCCGCCUCCACUGCGUAAAAUUAAAUGAAAUUGUAGAGGCGCUCCGUCAUCGAGAAGAACUUCUGGUUGAUCCAUUCCGAACAGGAUUUGGACAUACUAACCAGCCGGGCUCGAUCGGUAUGGACGCUUUCCGGUUAUGCUUUGAAGUAUAUCUCGAGGAUAAAAAGAGCAGGCACUAUAAAAAACCUCUUGCACCCGUUGUGUCGGACGUCAUCUACUACAAGAAUAGAUGA
Molecule: messenger RNA, 2288 nt
Organism: Anopheles darlingi
Lineage: Eukaryota; Metazoa; Arthropoda; Insecta; Diptera; Culicidae
Exons: 6
Coding region: 570-2288 (572 amino acids)
Biological process (GO): non-canonical NF-kappaB signal transduction; cellular response to stress; inflammatory response
Cellular component (GO): cytoplasm
Molecular function (GO): DNA-binding transcription factor activity; DNA binding
Source: RefSeq, a predicted model, not a curated record